AUUUUCUCAUUUAUUUGUUUCUCAUAUUUUCUAAAAUAUUUUCAUCAUGAUGCUUCACCUCGUUCUUGUGCUGAUUAUGCAUCAUAAUAUCAUCCUACCUACUGAUGGUGCGGGGCCUACAUGUAACAAAUGUAUAACCAAACUAAAUGGAAUAUUGGGCACUUUAAAAUCUGACUGUACUAGUGAAAUAGCAGCAAUGAAAACAGAAAUGGCUAAAUUGGUUUUGGAGAUGGCUAAAUUGGUUACAAAUAUGAAUAUAAUUGGUGGAAAGUUGGACACAUCAACAACAGAAGUAAAUGAAAAUAAGAAAAAGUUGGAAACUCAGAAAGUGGAAUUGACCUCAGCUAUAAAUGAUAAUGGGGAAAAGAUGGGAACACUAAAGGCUGAAUUAACUUCUGCAAUACAACAAAAUAAAGAACAGUUAAAUGCCAUGAAGGGACAAGUAAUGGAAGCAAAAAGUUGCGCAUGUGAGAACAAACAAAGAAGAAGUUUGAUAUACUAUGCAGGCUGGUCAAGAGAUGAUGGGUACAUGUUUACUUUUGCACAAGCAAAGGCAUAUUGUGAGAGCCAAGGUCAUAGGCUGGCCACACCUGGCCAGAUGGAUGCGGCAUUUGAGCUUGGGUACUCUGAAUGUGCCUGGGGAUGGCUAUCAGAUGGCAGUACCAGAUAUCCCAUGCAAAUGCCUGGGGCUAGUGGAGGUUGUGGUCCACGACGUCAUGUCAACAUCCGACUCAAUCGUAACCCAGAUGCAUUAGCAGGUGUUUACUGCUCUAGAGGGUGAUUCCAAAUUCAAAAAAUGUUUAUUUUGAUGUAAAUAUAUUAUCAUGAACAAAUAACUGGCGAGUGAGAGGGGUGUACCAUAAAACACUCUGACACGGUAAUAAUAGUUCAUGUAGCGAAACAAAUGUAUGUCUCACACUAAUUUCAAAUAAUAUAAAAUGGAGAAAACUACAAAAACAAUUUAUAAAAAUGUUAAAUUUUGAUAUAAAAGAGUAAAUC
Owenia fusiformis is the source of this 999-nucleotide messenger RNA. Lineage: Eukaryota; Metazoa; Annelida; Polychaeta; Sabellida; Oweniidae. The record is from the annotation of a GenBank genome assembly.